CAGGAAAAAAAAACAAAGCAAAAUUUUACAGCUUAGCUAUCAAACAAAACAUAUGUAGCUGCCUGUGGGGGCCAAAACAGAGACUGCUGUGCUCUCUUUGCAUGCUGCUGCAUUUCAUUUCGGCUCUGAUUUAUCAAAAAGGACGCAUGAAUAGGCGCCCUCAUCAGUGACUGUGGCCAGUCGAGGGGAGGAGGGCACACUAGGUGGUGCUGAGGCUUGGGGAAAAAGGGAUGGAGUAGUCAGGGGGAUGUUAUGCUGCUAAAUGAGACACGCAUCCACAUCCUUCUCCGCAUCCUUCUCUCUCCGCAUCCCCCCACCACCACCAACUCCAGCCACAGACCAAGAGCUACUUUUUAUAACCACAUGUUGCUGUGGCGAGUGACUGCAUCAGUGGGGUUGCAGCUGCUGCUCACGCACACACACACACACACACACAGACACACACACACACACACUAUCUCACUGUCUCUCUGUCUCCCUCUCUCAGUUGUUUUGUGAGAGUGGUUUAAUUCAGAGUUUCAACCACCUGUGACAGCUGCUGUUUCCUCUACGCCAUUCACACAGACUGUCACCAUCCAGAGACAGAGGUAGGAAGAAAAGACAGAGCGAAAGGACUGCUUUUCAUGCUGCUUCCUCAAAACCUUGCAAGUAUUAGAAGAGGUUUCCUCCAUCAUCACAACACCAAUGUGAGAGACGCCACCCAGCGCAGCUCUGUGUGUGUGAGAGAACACCUGCCAGUCUGCAACCAUGCCAGGCCUGAUCAACAAGGCCAAACGCAGCGCACUGCCACUCAGCGUCUCUGACAUCACUUCCUGUGUCCGGGGUUACACCCUGGCCAUGACAGCCUCCAUGACGUAUGAAAACAUUGAGGAUCACCCCAUAGAAGGUAUCUUCAUUUACCCGCUGGAGGAGGGCUCAGUGGUGGUGGGCUUUGAGGCAAUGAUAUCCAGUCAGAUAAUAACAGUGCAGAUCAAAGACAAGACAAAAAUCGACGAUUGCUACUUCGACUGCUACACAGCGACCAACGGAAAUCUACAGAGUGGCAAUGGUCAUGUGGUACUUGAUGAGGAUCUGGAGAGGAUGGUGUUGGUGGUAAACUUGGGGGUCAUUCCACCUCUGGAAACUGUGAAUGUGUUGGUCAGCACCUCCUAUGAGCUUUCCACCUUUCGAAAUGGGGGUAUCCGUGUCACCUCACCGCCUGUCUGCACUCCAAGGGUCCAGCGCUCCAUUAAAGAGGAGCAGGCCUUCUCUCCCAACACAAGCAGGAAGAGAGACAGACACCACUGCUCUCUAGGAUCACAUGAGCAGAUGGGCUCAAGCAACCAACUGUGUCUCUCCUGGCUACUGGAGGAGGAGUCUAUCAACUCCAUUGACUAUGAGUUCAACUUCCAGCUAGAGAUCAGAGGACCAUAUCUACUGGCAGGAGUAGAGAGCCCUUCUCACGCCAUCCGGGCAGAUGCUGACCCCUCCGCCCAUUCUGCUACCAGCAUUGUGGUCACCCUGGCAGACAAAUACACCUAUGACUGUCCUGUGGAAAUCAUCAUCUACCCCAGUGAGCCACACCUGCCUCAUGUGCUUAUCGAAGAUGGAGACAUGACGCUGGAAGAGUAUGAUGAACAUCUGAAGGGGAGGAGUGACUACAUCAAGGCCAUCAAGAAGGACUCUAGCAAUGAAAAGAAAGUGGAUAUCAUCCAUAAAAGGCUCCAUAAAGACAUUCUUCACAACCCUGUGGUUAUGCUUAACUUCUGCCCCGACCUACAAUCCAUGACCUCUGACCUGCGCAGGGUGCAGGGGGAGUUUAUCUUCCUUAUUGACCGCAGUGGGAGUAUGAGUGGUGUCAAUAUCAGCCGUGUUAAGGAUGCCAUGGUGGUGAUUCUGAAAAGCCUUUUCCCCGCCUGCCUGUUCAAUAUUAUCGGCUUUGGCUCGACGUUUAAACCGCUGUUUGCCACCAGUCAGAGUUAUGAUGAGGAAAGCUUAGGCACUGCGUGUGAAUAUAUAAAGAAGAUUCGGGCUGACAUGGGUGGCACCAACAUCCUGGCCCCGUUGAACUGGAUCCUGAGGCAGCCGGUGCAGCGCAGUCAUCCUCGCCUGCUCUUCUUCCUCACGGAUGGAGCCGUCAGUAACACGGGCAAGGUCAUCGAGCUGGUCCGCAGUCAUGCCCGAUUCAUCAGGUGCUACACAUUCGGUAUAGGUCAUGGAGCUUGCAGGCGGCUCAUCCAGGGCCUCGCGACUGUUUCCAGAGGUGCUGCUGAGUUCCUGGCAGAAGGAGAAAGACUGCAGCCUAAGAUGAUUAAAUGCCUGAAGAAGUCCAUGGCCCCCGUUCUGAGUGACAUCUCCAUUGAAUGGCUCUAUCCUGAGACUAAGGAGGUGCUGCUAUCUCCAGUGGGAACGACGUACCUGUUUCCUGGUGACCGGUUGAUUGGAUACAGCGUGGUGUGUGACACGACACGCUACCACUCCAACCCCAAGUCUGACAAGCGACGGCGCUAUAGCAUGAUGCGCUCCAAUGAGUCGGCCAGCUCUGUGUUCUACCACAGUCAGGAGGAAGAACCAGGGAAGAGCAGCUCGGAUGGGCAUGGUGCUGCCAGGGAUAUAUCAGGCACAGGAAUGUCUGAUGCAUACCAGAGCAUGUCUGAAAGCAGCCCUGGCAUGGUGGAACAGGAUGGCAUUGGGACUAACAUGAGCUCUUCUCCGAGAAGGCGUGCAUACAGCACCAAUCAGAUUGAAGAAUAUAAUCCUCUGAAGAAGGCCUACACAUCCAGUGACCCGAGCUCAGUGGUGGGGAAAAACCCUCUGAGGAGAGCCAAGGUCCAGGAGCUCAUCGGACAGACGAGUCCUGAUAAUGGGGUCCAGUGGAAGAUGAACUAUCAGCCUCAGCUGGCCACUCUGUGUGCCACUUCGUCCAAAGCGCAUGGACGCCCACUGCCUGACGAACCCCAUGGAGACACUGAACCAGAAGAAACCCAAGUGAACCCCAGUGCGCAGGCAGCCACCCGCGGCCAAAACAAGGAGAAUGGCUCCAAAUCCUCCAGUGACAGCCCUUCCCUGGGCAGCACAGGAGAAGAAGAUGGAUACACACAUCAACUCUGUGAAGCAGAAACGCCUCAAGACCCACAUGCUCCGGACUUCAAGCCCAUGAGCAAAGGUAAAGGAGACUGCAAGGCAGUCAUCUCGGGACUGCUGUGUGGGAAACCUGUGAAAUGGGAGGUGUGCUUCGAUAUCGAACCCUACCUGAAAGGGCGUGAGCGAGAGGAAAAGGUUCAUGAGGAUCUGUGGAAUGAAACCUUCCAUCAUCUGGCUGCAAGGUCGAUUAUUCAGGACUUUGAGCAGAUGGCUGACAAAGAGUGUGAGAUUGAGCAUGGUUCCGGGAGGCGCUAUCAGCUGUACGCCAUGCAGACUAGCAAAGCUUGCAACAUCCUGAGCAAAUACACAGCCUUCGUGCCCAUUGAUCUAGACAGCAAUGAAUAUUUACCUACUUCUAUUGAGUAUCUAUACACUGGGGAAGAACGGAAGGGUAGCUCACAUUCGAGCCAGCGUUCAGGAAGCAGGAAGAGCCGUGGUUAUUCGGUGGGUUUGGGCCACUCACAGUCCGGCUGCCUGGCUGAGGCUGAAGACCAAACAACACCAACUUUUGAAGACAAAGCCUCUCCUUGUAGCACUCCCUCAUCAGCUGGAUGGGAACGGUUCAGCUUCACAGAAGCCUCUCAGAGGAGUCCCACGGUGUCCUCCGACCAUUCGCAGAGAUCAGUGGAAAGCCUCUUCUCAGCCAGGUUGAGUCUCACCAGAACACGGCUCCUGACUAAAGCAGCCCGGGGCUUCAUGUGCCGCGCACAAAGCAAAGCUGAUUCAGUGGGAGAGAGUGAUAAUGACAACAAGGACUACAUCCCUCUGGUGUCUCUGCAGCUGUCCUGUGGUGCAUUUGUCCUUGACGCUGCCUUGUGUGAGGCCAUAAAUGUCCCCAUGGACAAACUGAAGUGGACGUCGCCGUUCACCAGCCACAGACUCAGCCUCCCCCACCUUUCCCACUCCAGCAGCAGGAGAACCGACAGUCUGGAGGUCCAGCACAGCUAUUCGCCUCCACCUAAAGACUCCGAUCUUUCUGAAUCUGAGGACAUGGUGCCUCGCAGCCCCCGAACCGAAAGCAGCUCAUCUGGUUUGGGUGAGGCGUCGCUCUCUCCCAGCUAUUCACAGUCCGACAGUGGACGGGGAUCCGAUUUGGGAACCACAGAGACACCAGUCUCGCCUGGAGGCAUGCAGAAGAUGGUGCAGGAGCCAGAGGGCAUGGUGUGGGCUACGGCUGUGGCCUUGGCGUGGCUCGAGAACAACUCAGCAAGCUACUUCAUUGAAUGGGAGCUGAUCGCGGCGAAAGCAAGCCUGUGGCUGGAUGCGCAGGUGGUGCCCGAGGGACGAGAGCUGGGGGCGGUGAAGGCGGCGGCCAAUCAGCUCUUCAUCAUCCUCAGACACUGGGAUGAGAACCUGCAGCUCAACAUGCUGUGCUACAACCCCAACAGCAUGUAGAUCUAUAAAGUACGUUAUUGGCUGGUGAUUUUGUUGGGAUUUUAUCCUGUACAGCAUCAUAUGUCUGGUUUUACUUGAUCCACACUCCAUGCAAGUUGUCAAACCGUUGGUCUGUCAGUUCACUAAAAACUGAACGGAAUUUAAAAUGACAUUAGUGAUGUGAUAAUUAUACGGUAUGCUGAGCUCUUACACCUUUUUAAUUCUUUUCCUUUCUUUUUGGAAACAAAGGCACCACAUUUUAAUUUGUUCAUCAUAUUAUCAAAAAUGCUGCAGUGCUGCAAUAGGUUCUAUGGAAGGCCUAAAAGAUUAGUUUCAUUAAAAGCUAUUUCUGGGCACAUUAAACUCUGGUGCACCGGAAGACCUAAAAACUGAUAAUUUGAUGGUAAAUUAUUCAUAACCAAGGUUAUAUGCAAACCAGUAUAUAGUUGUGACAGCUGAUGUGGAUUCUGUUGGCACAUCCACUCAGGGAUGUCCACGCUGACAUCGAAGCAUGCUAUCGUUUGUUAACAUUCCGUCUUUCAAGUUGCAGAAUCCAAGCAGGAUGUAACCGGAACGUGUUUGUGUUCGUCUCGGAGCAUAUAUAUAUACUGUAAAUGUAUUUUUAUUUGUUGGACUUGGUUUGACUUUUGGUGUGAUUGCUGCUUUCUGUAAUGAGUAAAGCAGAUCUCGUGUACUGCAAAUAGCUGUAAACACGGCUGUUUCUUCAAUGGUCAUCAUCUUACAAAGUUCCUACAGCAUUCUAUGGAAAUUCUUUUAAUUAAGGCACUGAAGGAUCAAACCUUUUAAUGAACGCUUGCUCUGUUGUAAAAGGCAGCAGUAUUAUAUUGUAUUUACCAUGCAGUGUUAUUUUAUUGUACUUGGAGACUUAAUAAGAUGUCAAACUAUUGCUGAGACAGCACUUCCUGUCGAGUGCUCUCCAGUCUUAAGUGCCUGACCCAGCCGAACUUCUCCGAUGAACUAUGAUACGUUUUUUUUUUCCUGUAAUGCCACGUGAAGUUUAUCUCUUGUGUGCUGUUUACUAGUGUAUUUAUGAAAUCUGUGAAUCUGUUGUUGCUGAAUUUCGCCAUCGUUUGAUUGCCUUAACGUGUGGCAAAUCGUAUGUGAAUUCCACGAAAUUUCUGCUGAGUGUUAUCCACAUGAUUGACUGUUUUUAUUUAUUUAUUUAUUUAUUUUUUAAAUUUUCCAUACAAGAUUGUUACUGUCACUCAGGUAUCGCUGCUGUGUAGCUUGAGUCCCUGUGGUGAGCAUGAGUCUGUUGAUGCAUGAGUUCGUCUGAGAGCCACCGCUGAUGUGUGACGUUUUGCUUGUGAAUGUGGCCGUUGACUCUUCGCGUGAAAAAACGUGAACUCUAUGUUUGAGGUCAAUCGUGUUUUUCCAAAGUGGUUAUCAAGCGCUUGUCAGCUCGCUGUAGUGCCUCUUGUGCAAUGACGGAGUGUGUAACUGCAUGUAAUAAAGUCU
Messenger RNA from Pangasianodon hypophthalmus (striped catfish), 5976 nucleotides. It is a transcript of the gene vwa5b1, whose product is annotated as von Willebrand factor A domain containing 5B1. The transcript has 22 exons. The record is from RefSeq and is a predicted model, not a curated record. Lineage: Eukaryota; Metazoa; Chordata; Actinopteri; Siluriformes; Pangasiidae. The coding region runs from base 748 to 4518 and encodes 1256 amino acids.